AGUUCUUCCUCAGCCUGGGUGAGGAAGCCUCUGCUUCCCCACCACGUGCUGCUGAAGGCCACGCUCGAGUCUGCAGUCAUGCUUCCAGGUGGUCACGAAGAUGCUGAGCUGCACAGGUUAAGCCACGAAGGAGCUCUCCCGCAGAGGAGGGUGGUCCGCAGAGAGGAGAAGCCAGGACUGCCGCUCUGCAGAAAGGUUUGCUAUGCCAUUGGGGGCAUUCCCUACCAGAUGACAGGCAACGCCCUCGGGUUCUUCCUCCAAAUCUUCCUGUUGGAUGUUGCGCAGCUGGAGCCAUUCCAUGCCUCUUUGAUCAUUUUCCUUGGAAGAGCCUGGGAUGCGGUUACUGACCCUGCUAUUGGCUUCCUGGUCAGCAAGAGCCCAAGGAGAAAAUACGGCAAACUGGUGCCAUGGAUCGCGUGCUCCAUGCCAUUUGGGGUGCUCUGCUACUGCUUGUUGUGGUCCACCCUCUCGGAUGCCACCCCCGCCUCCCUGAAAUUCCUGUGGUACCUGUUCACCUACACCUUCUUCCAGACUUGCAUGACUUGCCACCACGUGCCGUACUCUUCCCUGACGAUGUUCCUGGGAGGAACCCAGCGUGACCGUGACUCAGCCACUGCCUACAGAAUGGGGAUGGAAGUGCUCAGCACGCUCCUUGGGUCAGGAAUCCAGGGGCAGAUUGUAGGGGGUUACCAUGCCCGCAUGAUGAAUGGCUGUUACAUGUCGAACGAGACCCUGCCCAACACCAGCACCUACAGCCUCACGGAAUCUCUGGAGAACGUGCGUAGGGCCUAUGCGUUUGCAUCCCUGAUCCUGGGCUCCAUCUAUUGCCUGUCCUGUCUGAUUCUCAUCUUUGGAGUCAAAGAGCGGCCUGGGCCUCUCAGCCCCCUGGGGAAGAUUGAGCUGCCCUUUUCCAGCUGCCUGAGGAUGAUCGUGGGACACCAGCCCUACAUCCAGCUGCUCUGUGGCUUCCUCUUCGCCUCCCUGGCCUUCCAGAUCACACAAGGGAUCUUUGCCUUCUUUUGUACUCAUGCUGCCGGGCUGGCUGGGAAGUUCCAGUACUUAGUGCUUAUUAUGUUGGUCACAGCUUCCUUCUCUAUUCCCUUUUGGCAGUGGUUUUUGGGGAGAUUUGGAAAGAAAACAGCAGCAUCACUGGGCCUGGUGCUGAUCAUCCCAGCCCUGGUAGCCGUCACCCAGGUGAUGCACAACUUCCUGGCCUUCGUUUUCCUGGUGAUCGUGGCAGGCUGCAGCAUGGCUGUGCUCUACCUUUUACCAUGGUCCAUGCUGCCAGAUACGGUGGACGACUUCAUGCUGAAGAACCCCAGCUGCCACAACCUGGAGGCUCUCUUCUACUCAUUUUACGUCUUCUUCAACAAGUUUGCAGGUGGCCUUGCUGUGGGGAUAUCGACAUUGAGUUUACAUUUUGUAGGUUAUCAUGCUGGAGACUGCACGUACAACCCCUCUGUCAUCCUCACCCUGAAGCUUCUCAUGGCCCCAGUCCCGAUAAGCCUGCUGCUCAUUGCCAUAAUCAUCUUUUGCCUCCAUCCCAUCGAUGAGGAGAGGAGGAAGCAGAUGAGAAUAGAGAUGGAGGAAAUGGGGCAUCAGGUACAGUGUGGCAGCCAAGAAUAAAGCCAGGGCUGAAGUGAGUUCAUCGGGAAGGACGUGGAUUUGCUGUGCUGUCAGGAUGUGCUGCUGUUGGGGAAAGUUGUCGCUUCCUGUUGUUUCCUGUUCCCAUGUCCCAGAGGCCUGUUUUGCAUCCUGACCCCUUCCCUCUCCCAGCUGGCAGGCACGGGAUGGGGAGGGGGGGGGUCCUGCUACAGCCCCAUCCCUGCCACCUCACCAGAGCUGCUUUCUCCAGGGCUUGGUCUUUUGGCAGGUCCUGACAGAUCUGGACAAGGCUCUUCUUCUGGGAGAGACUGUAGUGCCAGGGAGGAAGGGUCCCCGCCAGCCUCGGAGCAGUGCUCGCACACACUGGGGUGCCAAGGUGUCACCUAACCUUGUGGGAAAGCAUGCACAAAGAACACAGGGAUUGUUUUUGAGAGGAAACCCUUUUUUCCCUAAAAAACAGUUUUUAGGGAAAAUACUGCCAAGAUAGCGCAUGUCUUUGUGCUUAGACUGCCCUUUCACAGGGAGAGGUUUUGAAUUUCUUUGAACAAGGGUGAAGUUCAAGCCAGCAGUGUUUUAAAGCAUGUGCAGCAACAAUGACACCUGGCAGCAGGGUGGUGGGAAGCAAGCUCUCUCCGUCUGCCUGGGCCCUGUUAGCUGAGUCACUGCUGGGAAUCCAGGAGCUGGAUCCAGUGUGGGAAUGGGCUGCACUGCCUCCAGUCAGGCACCUGGGGGGUUUCUGGCAGCUUGUCUUGGUUUUUGCCAGGUUGGGAGGUUAUGGCAGAAGCGUCAAAUGAAUCUCGAGAAGAGCUGAGUUGCUUUUAAAUCGUAGCCCAUCACUAGAUCUCUCACAGCAGCAUCUUGCGAGAGAUGCUCGGCACCCCCACAUCUCUCCUGGCAACAGCGAGGGGGCAGCGGGGGGAAGAGAGGAGAAAUCAGCCGUGUCAUGGCUGGCAGUGCUGAGCUGUCUUCAGCCUUGUGCAGAGGCAGAGAGUGAGGUUGGUUAUUUUUAGGGCUAGAGCUGCAUCUGACCGUUGGUUGACCUUGCAGCUCUCCAGUCGGGUGCACACUGGCAGGAUCUGAGCAAAUGACUCCCCAGUUGUGCACUGAAUUAAUCUGAAGCCUUAAGUCUUGUGGUACAACUUUGCGGUCAGUGGGGGAGAUGGUGUGUUAGAGCUGCAUCUGGGCACCUGCAGGAUCAUCACAGCAGCCUUGAUUCAGGACCAUUUCUCAGAUGCAUGAAGGGCCUCUCUCUUUUUUUUUUUUUUUUUUUUCCUGUUUUUUUAUUUUCUUUCUUUGUUGUUUUGUUUUGUGGAGUGUGAAGGAUGUUCCUUGGAAUCGCCUGACUAAGCCCACAGUCAGGUGUUGGGAUGCAUUGCCCUCUGCCACCGCCUUGCUUUCAGCCUUGCUGCCUCAAGAUUUACGAAA
Messenger RNA from Tyto alba (common barn owl), 3030 nucleotides. Its product is annotated as sodium-dependent lysophosphatidylcholine symporter 1-like. Gene Ontology annotation, cellular component: membrane. Gene Ontology annotation, molecular function: symporter activity. The transcript is spliced from 14 exons. Gene Ontology annotation, biological process: carbohydrate transport. Bases 79 to 1626 code for a protein of 515 amino acids. NCBI's taxonomy places the organism in Eukaryota, Metazoa, Chordata, Aves, Strigiformes, Tytonidae. The record is from RefSeq and is a predicted model, not a curated record.